AUGCAGCCUACUGGCAUGCUCGGAGAAGAUGGCAUCCAUGUCGAUAUGAACCACCUGAAGACAGGAGAGGUGAAUCUAGGAACGUCCAUCAUGGCCAUCAACUUCAGAGAUGGAGUCAUAUUAGGGGCGGAUAGCAGAACGACCACCGGCGCAUACAUCGCAAAUCGAGUCACAGACAAGCUCACCCAAGUCCACGACACGAUAUGGUGCUGUCGAUCAGGCUCCGCAGCCGACACUCAGGCCGUCGCAGACAUUGUUCACUAUCAUUUGGGCAUGUACGGCAUCACAAACGACGAGCCCCCAACAACACAGACAGCCGCAGCAAUGUUCCAAGAGCUGUGCUACGACAACAAGGACCAGUUGACGGCGGGCAUGAUCAUUGCGGGCUACGACGGUCGGCAUGGAGGCCAAGUGUACUCGAUACCGUUAGGCGGCUCCCUACACAAGCAGCCCUACGCCAUUGGGGGCUCAGGUUCGACGUACAUCUACGGAUACUGCGACGCCAACUGGAAGGACAAUAUGACAGAGGCUGAAGGCGUGAACUUCGUCAAGGGUGCCCUGCAAGAAGCUAUCAAAUGGGACGGCAGCUCGGGAGGUGUGAUUCGGAUGGUAGUUCUGACGGCGAAGGGUGCGAACCGCCACCUGUACCUGCCGGAUCAGCAGUACGAGGGGCCCGGAAUGAACUGAUGUAGCUGGGUGGCAUGGGAUGCGUUGCUCGGCUGCCACAAUGGCGUCCUGGAGUCGGUAUAGUAAAUUAAGAAGACUCCAAAUGCAAACGGUGCCUCAGCACAGCUUUGUGUACACCUUGUUUGUCAACGACAAGGUGCUUUGACACGCUUCCAUAUCGAGAGAAAAAGACACUCGUUAUUUCAAGCAACCUAUAGACUCGCUGGGACACCUCAGAGGCGGUGUUUCUACUUAUGGGAUGAUUCUAAUACUUCUAGUAGGGUAAAAAGGCACUAGAAAGAGUGGCAGAAGAGUACACAGCAAGAUAGAACGAGAGACUG
Molecule: messenger RNA, 1007 nt
Organism: Mytilinidion resinicola
Lineage: Eukaryota; Fungi; Ascomycota; Dothideomycetes; Mytilinidiales; Mytilinidiaceae
Product: proteasome-domain-containing protein
Exons: 5
Coding region: 1-687 (228 amino acids)
Cellular component (GO): proteasome core complex
Molecular function (GO): threonine-type endopeptidase activity
Source: RefSeq, a predicted model, not a curated record